CGAGAUAGCUUUCGGUCUUCUCACUGCUAUCUGCGUGUAGGUCCAAUUCAUCAGUGUCGCGCUGUCAAGCAUGAUAAUCCCAAACACGGAAAACAGCUUCAAACUAAGAUAUGACUCAUAAAGAUGAAGUGGUCUACCCCAGUCGCCCUUGGUUGUUCAGCAAUUGAUGAUGUUCUUAUCGCUGGCACUCUGGUCUAUAUUCUUCACAGAAAUAGAACUGAAUUCCGAAGAACUAACCAAAUGAUCACGAAACUCAUAAUUUUCAGCUCACAGACCGGUUUGAUUACAACCGUGGCGGCAUCCAUCACCAUAGGAAUUUGGGUAUUUUUCCGCCUCGAUGUUGAACAUCUAUAUAUGUGUUUUCCCAUGGGAGGCUUAUAUGCUACAUGUCUUCUCUCCAACUUCAUUGCCCGGGAAUCCUACCUGCAGCCACAGACAAUCCGCGAAACCGAGAUUUCCGGAAUCAGUUUUGGCCGUUUCACGCAGGAAGUUCAUAUGAACUUGGAUUCACAUUCGUUAUCAGACACGAGAUCUAGGCAACAGGAGACAUUGGUAAUGGAAGGAGGCGGAGUUUCCGACUCUAUUCUAUUGCAAGCGUCCUCAAAAUAAGUCUUUACGUCAAAGUGGUUAUAGCUCUUAAUCCUUAUAAAAGAGCCUCCUCCUUGUUCCAUCGAAUCCGAGAAGUUCCCCAGGAAGGAAGGAAUUCUCCACCUGGAAACCGAGCUCAACGAAUUUCUCGACUGG
Messenger RNA from Suillus paluster, 744 nucleotides. RefSeq lists its product as uncharacterized. The transcript has 8 exons. NCBI's taxonomy places the organism in Eukaryota, Fungi, Basidiomycota, Agaricomycetes, Boletales, Suillaceae. The coding region runs from base 124 to 609 and encodes 161 amino acids. The record is from RefSeq and is a predicted model, not a curated record.